AUCACAACAAUAUACAACCCUAGUCUCUCUGCGGGGGUGUUCCUUUGGGAUUUUGAGGUCGGAGUCACUGAUGAGCAUUAGGAGUUUUUCGAGUUUCCAUUCGCAGCAGUUCGUCUUUUCCUUUUGCUCUGAAUGACAUUCAUAGCGUCAACGGACCGAGAUUGAUAAGCAUAAAUCUCUUAAUCUCUCUGCAUAUAUUUAGUUCUGGAAUCGAAUCGAUCAUGGUGGGACAGAAGCUGUUAAAAACGAGGAUAUGCGUACUGUAUAGAAAGGGUCAAUGCCAUCGUCAGAGCUGCUCCUUUGCCCAUGGGGAUGCCGAGCUGCGUCGCUACAAUACUUCUUCGUCCUCCUUCAACGGGAGGCAGGACUACAGAGGUGCGGAUUUAAGAGAUAAGCUUGGCAGACAUCGCUCUCCACCUCAUAGAAACUCUCUUGAAAGAGAUGCAAGAGACAGAUUCCCAUCUCAAGGACAUGGUUCUCCAAGAUUUGGGAAAAAGAGUGAAUGGAGUCAUAGAAAGAGACAUCACUUCGAUGGUGAAAGUGAAUAUUCCGGAAGCUUUAAAUUAUCAGAUGGGGGUGAGCAAGGCAGAGAAACAAAAGCCUCAUCUUCAGAAAUUAAGGAUGAUCAGUUGAAGCAUGUGCAAUCUGAAAUAGAUAUGCUAGAAGAUCACAAGGAACAACUGCAGAUCUAUUUGGAAGAAAGGAUCCAAGAAGAAGAUAGUUUAAAUUCCAAAAUUAAAGAGCUUGAUAUGCAAUUGUCCAUAGAGAAAGAGGAAUGUAGAAGAAUUUCCUCCAAAAUUAGGAAAUUUGUGAAGGCAAAUCAUCGCCACUCAAAGUUACAAGAUGAACUGAAAAGAUCAGAAGCUCGUCUCGAAAGACUUGGGGAUCAGCUUGGUUUUGAUGCUAGAGCUGCUGCUAAUGAAGAGGAUAUUAGCAUUAAUUUAAUAUAUUAUUAA
Molecule: messenger RNA, 956 nt
Organism: Lactuca saligna
Lineage: Eukaryota; Viridiplantae; Streptophyta; Magnoliopsida; Asterales; Asteraceae
Source: the annotation of a GenBank genome assembly